Cordyceps fumosorosea ARSEF 2679 is the source of this 2217-nucleotide messenger RNA. RefSeq names its product ARS binding protein 2. Bases 1 to 2217 code for a protein of 738 amino acids. The record is from RefSeq and is a predicted model, not a curated record. Gene Ontology annotation, molecular function: DNA replication origin binding. The transcript has 2 exons. Lineage: Eukaryota; Fungi; Ascomycota; Sordariomycetes; Hypocreales; Cordycipitaceae.
AUGGCUCAGCUCACUGGUAUCCCCGUCAAUGGUCACCACACUCCCGUCACUGCCCCUGGCCGCUCCGCGCUGCCAGCCCGGGUCGUCACAGCCGAGACAAUUGAGGAUGCCUACAUCGCAUUCAUCUUUUACUGCAACCCCGCCUUGCCCGCCGACUGUGACACCGAGACCCUGCGUGAGGCCUUUCGCAACCCACCUCGCAGCGGCGGCAAAGUUUUUGAUCCCUUCACCAUUUACGAUCUAGUGCGCAGAUUCUACGCAAAGGAGAUCAAGACAUGGACCGAAUUGACCACAAAACUGGGCGUCGAACCCCCUGAUCCUUCCAAGGAGGAGAGUGUGCAGAAGAUUGCACAGUAUGGUGUCCGCCUCAAGAAAUGGCUACACUCUAUGCAUGUAAAAUCCUUUUUCGAGUAUUUGAUGGACAUGCCUAAUGAAUACUGGACAAAUGUGCCCGUCGACCCCAACCCUGUCGCCCAACCGGUCCGUGACGGCAUUGCGGUGGAGGAUGACAUGGCUCUGAGGGCACUGUUGCCUCAUAUUCGGCCCAAGAGGGGUCGCAAAAGACCCGAAAGUGACAAUACUAGCAAUGGCUCAAAUCAGCGACAGCGCACGUCACCAGGAAUCGCCGCCGACGAGUAUGUGCCUCAGUCGGCUUGGCCUCACGGAGCUGAUCCCCGAUCUACGCCCAUGGACAACGUGCCCAUGAGCGCAGCGGGCGCAUGGCCCCCUCAUGAGACCAUACAAACACCACUGACACGCUGGCCCGCCUCGGCCGUUACACCGUCUGUACGCGAUGCGUUCUGGGGCGAUGAGCCUCGUUCUGCCGUGACGCCGAGUAAGGCCAAAGGCCCCCAUCAGCGCCGCGGAGCAAAGAAUGUCUCAUCAGCAUGGAAGCUCGGUGGUGAGGACGCGCCCAAGAAGACUAGGGGACGGCCCCCAAUCAACCGCACACCAAUCGACACUCCUUCAACCGCCACGAGCGCCUGGCCACAUACACCAAAUCCAUUACACCCCCAAGAAAGACACGGUACGGACGACUACAUGGGGAACGAAAUGUCACGAAACGGCUCCAUGGCAAGCGAGCAAGCGCCAUCGGCUACGAUGCAAGAGCUUUCGCAGCCGCAGAUGGCUUACAACCAUCCUCAGCACGCACCUUGUUAUCCUUCGCAGUCCGUUCCGCAGGGGCAACAAGUUGGCUCCCGAGCAGCUCGUCCGAGCAUCUCCCUGCAAGUACCACAACGACCCAGUGGCUCGGUGCGUCUAGCAACGCCGCCGCCACCGCCACCACCGCCGCCGCAACAGCAAGCACCGAUGCCGCAGACGAUGCCGCAGACGAUGCCGCAGACAAUGCCGCAGACAAUGCCGCCGACGAUGCCUGUUCAGCAGCCGUCGUACGUAAACACGGAGCCACUCCCUACCUAUGAAAACAUGCAUGCUCCGCCACCGGGACAGCCCUACACAGAGGACAAGGGCGGCGACGGCAAGUACCAAAAAUGGGAACCUAUCAACGCUGCGCAAGACGCAGGCACUGCGGUGACUGAAGGCUCCGGCAACGCCCUCCCCGAGUACUUUUUCGAGACAAUGACGGAUCGCACCAACAUUGACGCUCUCAUGGCCUACUUUAUCCGCAUGACGUAUGAGUCAAAGUGGCUCGACGCCGAGGGGAAGCCGACGGAGCCCGCGUCCAUGGACGAGGCGACCGCCAUCAUCAACGCGACGCUCGAAAACAUGUACAAGACGGCGGCGUCGUCGCAGGCGUUCCUGAUCAACCUGGCGGCGCUGGCUGGCGCGCGCAUGCUCAUGACGAACCUGACGCAGUGCACGCGCAUGGGGGAGAAGGACGGCCACACGACGUACAAGUGCGAGUGGGAGUAUCAGUUCGGCCACCUGCACGGCUACUUCAACAUGGCCGCGUCGGUGCCGUUCAGCAUGUGGCGGGCCAAGCCGGCGCCGUCGGCGGGCGCCGAGGGGGGCGAGGGCGGCCGCGGGGGCUACGCGAGCGGCGCGGGCAGCGGGAGGUACGCGGACGAGCCGCCGGAUUCCAAGGACCCGCGGCUGCAGGCGGAGCACUGGCAGAACAAGUACAAGUCGCUGCUGGGCCAGGUGGACAAGAUGGACCGGGAGCUGUUUGACCUGCGGAACAAGGUGAUUGAUUCGCUAAAGACGGAGAGGGGCGGCAGUGGCAGCGGCAGCGGCGGCGGCGACGCGGCAAGUUAG